This is a messenger RNA of Folsomia candida, 2181 nucleotides long. RefSeq lists its product as uncharacterized. Bases 359 to 1816 code for a protein of 485 amino acids. The record is from RefSeq and is a predicted model, not a curated record. NCBI's taxonomy places the organism in Eukaryota, Metazoa, Arthropoda, Collembola, Entomobryomorpha, Isotomidae. The transcript has 8 exons.
UACAUGCACUCAAUACCGGAAAAAUCGUCAUCAGGUGUUUCAUAUUAUUGUGCACGUAAUCAAUUGCUAAAUACAUUUUGCUUUGUUAUUUCUACGUAACUUCAACGUUUAAAUUUCAAACGUUAGGGAUUACUCUGAUCGAACACGAGAAUGAAGCAGACAAUACAGAUCAGAUUCUUAGUUAUUACUUGAACGAUUAGAAACCAUAGUAUGUGAUAUUACAUAUGUAGUUGCAAGUUAGGCUAAAAAAUAAAACUUUGCAACCGAUAAACACAACACUACAGAUUGCGUUUUUAUUUAGCAGACGUCAAUGGUGAGCUAAAUUGAAUUUAAAACUACUGGAAUUAGUUAAGGAAAUAUGGACCUGACGUCGUGUCCCUCACCAAAACGGAGGUGUAUAAUACUCGACUCAACAAUGGACCGAAACAGCUCUAUGUCGAAAGCCUUGAUGAAUCCGCUGGUUCUGACCUUAGUCUUUCGCUGUCUAAACCUGCCUAACCUGAAGGCGUGUCGCCUCGUGUGUCUCGAUUGGGCAAAUGCUGGAGCCAGUUUACUAGGAAAGAAGACAAUUCUAAAUGUCAACGCGCUUUUCCGCUACGACGGGCCACAUUUGUUCCAGGCGACCCCCGUUAAUGAUCAACUUUUCCGCAGUAUCACUAUCCACGAGGAGUUUGACCAAAUUGCAUCGAGAUAUAAGACGAUCGACAUCAUCAAGAAUGGGAUAAGGAUGCUAAAAUUCCAAAAUAUUCAAAAUCUCACCACCGUUAUUGGGAAAUAUGCUGGUCAUAAUGAAAAUGUAGCUUUUCAAAAACUACCACUCCUCCCUAAUUUGACCUCGAUCAAGUAUGGACCUUCUAACGACAGGCUGGACAAGAUUUACCAACGCUACGCAUUUCCACUAGUUAUGCAAAUUACGAUUAACGCGGCACCAAAUUUGUCCGUGUUGGACGUCUCGGGGUCCCGCUUCCCCAACUUGAGCGGGUGCAGACAUCUCGAAAGGCUUAAAUUUUGUUUCAUAAGGUGUCAUGAUACAACUUAUCGUGACUUCAGUGUUGCCAAGGUGAUAAGGAUGUUGGGACAAGUUAAGGAUUCCUUGACAGAAGUGGAAUUAAGAUACAACAGUUAUUCGUUUGUUAGGCGGCAGAUUCGUAGUAUUGACGUUCCUGUGAUGUCGAAACUUACCACGCUCACAAUCCACUCAUUCCAUGCGUACCUGAUGCCUCAACUUUUUAACGAGGAGCACCUUCCAGCACUGACAAAUUUGUCGUUCGAAAACUUCAUGUAUUCAUCGAGUUUUUCAGCCCAUUUAGAGGCGUGGCAGCGACACAGAGGAGUAAAGUCUCUCGCUCUGGAACUUUGUUGGGCUUGGAGUCAGGACGAGUUUGCAGAAAGUAUUGCCCAAUUAUUUCCUGCCGUUAAGAAAUUUGAGCUAGAAAUGCAUGUCACUCGUGACAGCCCAAUCCAUGAGAUAAAUCAGAUGAUGACACCGUUCCAAACGUGGAAACUGGACGAGGUAAACGUAGACGUAGGAAUGGUGGAUGACUCGUCGUUGAUAGUUGCCGUCCUGAAAAAUAUGUCGCUGUGGAAUGGGAUUAAGCGUCUCCACUUUCACCACAUCAGGGUCACACAAAACAACUUUCAACCCUACAUUCAAGAUCUUAUUUUGUACCAUGCAGCAUUUAAAAGCCUGGCAUUUUCUGUGGUUACCGACGUAUCGCAAAUUGUGGAACUGGCGCCACCCGACAGUGGUAUCCCCAUUAAUUUUUCGGUGGCUGAAAUUUUGGAUAAAAUGCAACCCAUCUUCAAAGUCGAUUGAUCAAGAAUUUAUUCAAAACAUGGAGUCCGUUCAUUUCUAAAACAUACGACAGUGAUGCAGAAAUUGUGCAAUCAUGCAAUGGUGCAAUCAUAUUAUUUAGAUAUUACUUUUUAAGUGCAGACUUUCCCACGUAUUAAUUUCUAACAAAUAAAAAUUUCUAAUACAGUAUGUAACAUAACCCUAGCUACGACUUUUUUUAAAAUUUCAAAUUCAAUUUCUCAAGAAUGGAUGGAUAUUUUAAAAUGAUUUAUAUACAAUGUGCGAAUAAUAUAUCGGACAAUAUAUGUAUAUUGAGGCAAAUUUUUUGAAAUAAUAGAAAUAAAAUAUUUGAACGUCCAAGAACUACGAAUUGGACGUUACAUACA